AGUGCUGACAAGAAGCUGGUUUUGGUUAUGUGCCGUUUAGGAACGAUAAGCAGAUUUGAAAGAGCAACUUGCCGCUGAAAAAAUAAAGAGAAGUCAUUUGUGCUCUGUUGCGAACAAAAUUAAUGUGUCUUCAACUAGGAUAUCCUGGAAGCAGAAGGAAUUGGCACAACUAGAGCAUUUGGAUAGUGAGCUGUGCAUCAUGCAUAGAACUCAGGCCCUUGUAUUCUUCCUUCUGCUGGGUUUGAACUUCCCUAAAGCAAAAGGCAUGUGUUACUUGUCCCAACAGCACUGUGUGUGUUCACUACUAGAGCUGAAGAAGUCAGAGGCCCAAACAUUCUUUAACUGCCUCCCAGCCACUACAUAUGAGCUUCAAGGUGGAAACCUGGCACAGUUUUUUAGAAAUGGCUUUUCUAGAACUGAGCUGAAGUCAAAUGAAAUUGACUUUCUGGAGGCUCUCCAGGUAAGCAAGCUGAUCUUUACAGACCUCAUUGUGCCAGAAGUUCUCUUGCCAGUAGCCCUGAAAAUUAUUUCCUACACACCUCAGGUCUCUGAACUGAAGUUUGUAAACUGUACUUUCCUUAGAUCUGCUGACCAGCUUGACACAGAUGGAUUUGACCUAAAGGUUUCUUCUUUGCAUUUCCACAAAGUCAUGGCUGCUUCUUUGGACGACAGAGUUGAUAUAUCCAGCCUGAGAAGCUGGCUGGAGACCCUAGAAAACCUGUCAGUAACCGAGUCAGAAGUCACAUCUAUCCCAUGCAAAAUCAGCACAGUAUUGAGAGCACUGCGCUUCUUGGAUCUUCAGGAACCGUUUCCAGGACCAGGGCCACAUAGAGAAAACUCAUUCUGCAAAGGUGCUUUCCCUCAGCUCCAGGUGUUAAAACUACAUGGCAACAAUCUGACCUCUUAUGAGACAGUGUGCCAGACUCUGGCUCAUCUCAACCAGCUCACUCAUUUGGACCUCAGUCAGAAUGAUUUCGUGCCUGAACUCGUCUCCUCUCCCUGCUUGUGGCCACCAUCUCUACGUGUUUUCAAUUUGUCCAGCACAGGAUUUGAACACAUAGACAGGUCACUGCCCCCUGACAUUGAGAUACUAGAUCUGAGUGCCAAUCACAUUUUUACCCUAGACCUCUCCAUCCCUGGACUGAAAGAGCUCUACCUGUCCCACAACAGGCUGCAGUCCAUCCCCUCAGUCAAGGGGCUUCCAAGUCUAGAAGUGCUCAGUUUAGAUCACAACCAGCUCUCGCAGCUUCCUACUGAAGGCCUUCUGCAUUUGAAAAACCUGCAUAGCUUAAAAGCCGGACACAAUCUCUACAAUUGUUCUUGCCGCCAGACUAUCAAGGAAAUCCAGGACUUGGCCACCAGCAAGGCCUUGCUGCCCGAUUGGCCUCAUGACUACAUAUGCAGCUCCCCUCUGGAUUACCAGGACUAUGUCCUGAAUGAACUGCCUCUCUCCUCACUGCAGUGCAGCAGGGCAGCCAUGCUCAAGCAGGGCUCAGGGGCCACUUUGCUGACAUACCUUCCAUUGGUCCUUGCUUUGGCCUCAUUGCCAGCAUACAGAACCCAACCUAUUGUGCUGUAAAUCAAGCAGCUAAAUAGAAUGCCUGGAUGAGAAUGGUUGAAGCUUUGGAGGGAAAUGGUCAACUUAAUAAGGGUGUUUGGUUACCUGAGAACACUCUGUUAUAACUACCAACGCAGGUGUGUUUUCUGCUGGAAGAGAAAGAGGUUUGUUUGGAAAAGAAAACUGAUUUGUAGAUGUGAUUGUUUCCAGAGACCUCCAUCAACUUCCAGUUUCAUUUUUUCCAUAAUAUUUUUUUUAACUGAAAUAACAUUAUUAAUCUCCACCUUCCCUUGACAAAGCAUGAUGUCUCAAUUUCACAUUUACAGUUGUAAAUGUUAAUGCAAUUAUAUUGGUCAUACCCCAAUUUCAAAAAAAGGAGAGAAAAUGUGAAGGAAAAAAGGUAAUGCUUUAUACAGAAUGGUAUUGAUUUAGAACAUUCUAUGCUGAUUGAUUACUACAGUGGGCCCUUAGUAUCUGCUGGGGUUUAGUUCCAGGAUCUCCAUCGAUGCCAAAAUCCAUGGAUGCUCAAGUCCCAUUAUAUACAG
Messenger RNA from Sceloporus undulatus (fence lizard), 2103 nucleotides. RefSeq names its product toll-like receptor 2. Gene Ontology annotation, cellular component: membrane raft; lipopolysaccharide receptor complex; external side of plasma membrane. NCBI's taxonomy places the organism in Eukaryota, Metazoa, Chordata, Lepidosauria, Squamata, Phrynosomatidae. The record is from RefSeq and is a predicted model, not a curated record. Gene Ontology annotation, biological process: toll-like receptor 4 signaling pathway; lipopolysaccharide-mediated signaling pathway; positive regulation of non-canonical NF-kappaB signal transduction. Gene Ontology annotation, molecular function: lipopolysaccharide binding; protein binding.